UCCGCUGCCAGUUGCCACUUUGUCUAUUGUCAAUGGAUGCACAAUGCACAUAUGUGACGGCUACUUGAUGCACAUGCUUUUACUGCUUGUGUUGGUGGCUGGUGAGGCUUUGCCACACCAGAAGUCGCUGCAGCAACCACAACAACGGAAUAGAGACGAUGCCAAGCGCGUCGGCAACGAUUACGGUCCGGUGAUAUACAUCAGCUCUGCCGUGCUGCAGCUGGCACCCGAUGACAAAACACAAUUACUGCUGUUGCCGUUAGCCGAGAGCAGUAGCACCAGUAGCAGCUCAUACCACCCAAUCCUCCCGCACAUCUAUGCACUGGAUGGGCUGUUGCCAGUGCCUGCUGCACAUCAGCCGCGGUUGACGAUCAGCGAUAAUCUGGACUUCCAGGAACGCAACACAAACAAUGUAAAGUCCCAUGGCCACUAGAAAGCACCGCUCACAGCAACAGACUUGGACGCAUGUGAGGAGUUUUCAGUAUAAGCUU
Drosophila grimshawi is the source of this 491-nucleotide messenger RNA. RefSeq lists its product as uncharacterized. NCBI's taxonomy places the organism in Eukaryota, Metazoa, Arthropoda, Insecta, Diptera, Drosophilidae. The record is from RefSeq and is a predicted model, not a curated record. The transcript has 2 exons. The coding region runs from base 44 to 433 and encodes 129 amino acids.